Prunus armeniaca (apricot) is the source of this 1620-nucleotide messenger RNA. The record is from the annotation of a GenBank genome assembly. Lineage: Eukaryota; Viridiplantae; Streptophyta; Magnoliopsida; Rosales; Rosaceae.
AUGGAGGAGGAGCCUGCAACACAAGGCUUUCUCUACGAAACCCUACCGGCGCUCUCUCUUCCCACCGCCAAUCAAUCUCCGCCUCCCGAUGACCUGGAACCGUACUCCGUUUUCCGCAACGAGGUUACUCUCUCCACUCCCCAAUGCGCUCCGGUGGACACCGCCGCUCCCGAUUUCUUCUCACUCGACGUUGGUGCCGACGAAGCCGAGCCAAAUUGGGUCUCACCGUCUCGUACCCUUGCAGCCGAGCCGAGGACGCCGCUUCACCAAUACGAGCCGACGACGCCGGCUCUUGAAGUCGAGCCAAAGCUCGAGAGCGGGUGGUUUAGGGGCCAUAGUAAAUUCAAGAGUCCUAUGCUUCAGCUUCAUAAAGAAAUUGUGGACUUUUGUGAGUUUCUCUCUCCAACUCCAGAAGAACAAGAGGCACGCACUUCAGCAGUAGAACGUGUCUCUCAGGUUAUCAAAUAUAUAUGGCCUCGGUGCAAGGUUGAAGUUUUUGGGUCCUUCAAGACGGGUUUAUAUCUUCCCGCUAGUGAUAUUGAUGUUGUCAUUAUGAGGUCAGGCAUACCAACACCGCAGCAAGGAUUGCAGGCCCUUUCUAGGGCAUUGUCACAGAUGGGAUUGGCAAAAAAGAUACAGGUGAUUGGAAAGGCACGUAUUCCUAUUAUUAAGUUUGUAGAAAAAACAAGUGGCAUUGCCUUUGACAUAAGUUUUGAUAUAGAAAGCGGACCAAAAGCUGCAGAUUUUAUCCAGGACGCGGUAUCUAAGUGGCCUCCUUUGCGACCAUUAUGUUUAAUCUUAAAAGUAUUUUUACAACAGAGAGAAUUAAAUGAGGUGUACUCUGGUGGAUUAGGUUCUUACGCCCUCCUUACGAUGCUCAUGGCAAUGUUGCAUAGCCACAGAGAAUGUCAAGCUUCUUCCGAACAAAACUUGGGAGUUCUUUUGGUAAACUUCUUUGAUUUUUAUGGACGCAAAUUGAAUACUUCAGAUGUUGGUGUAUCGUGCAAAGGGGCAGGGACCUUUUUUAAAAAGAGUGUCAAAGGGUUCAUAACCAAAGGACGACCAUUUCUUAUUGCCAUCGAGGAUCCCCAGGCACCAGAGAAUGACGUUGGGAAGAACUCAUUCAACUAUUUUCAGAUUAGAUCAGCUUUUUCAAUGGCUUAUACUACAUUGACAAAUCCUAAGGUCAUCCUGUGCUUAGGCCCAAACAGGAGCAUUCUCGGUACCAUAAUUAGACCUGAUCCUACGUUGGUGGAACGCAAAGGAGGUCCCGGGCUAGUAGCUUUUGAUAGCUUACUUCCUGGAGCAGGGAAACCACUUCAGCUAGAGCAUGAUGGGCAGGAGUUUAUGUGCAAUUGGCAGUUAGAUGAUGAUGAUGAUCCCCUGCCGCGGGGAGAUGAUUCUGCUGGAGGUGGUAGUGGGCGAUCAUCGGGAAAGAAGAGGAAGGCUUCUUUUAAAGAGAAUUCAGGUAAGAAGGGAAAAGAAAAUGGUGAAGUGGGGAGGAGAGAAAAUGGCUCAAAGAAAGAGAAGACUAGGCGUGAUGAAAAUAGCUCAAGGAAAGAGAAGGGAAAAAUGAAGAAAAUUAGGAGACGGAGACAUUCCCAAGAUAAUGCCAAUUGA